CCAAAACAUACUUUUCAUGGUAUCGAAGAAUAUUCUCUACAAAAGUGUUGUAGACGUGAGCGCCGGGUCUCUGGUGUGGACUCAACUCUCUUCGGAUCCAAUCCUCGCCAAUACUAUGGGAGGCUUUAUGUCUGAAAGUCAUCUCAUGUUUAAUAUCAUUGAUGCCACGGAUCAAGUGCUCAUCGGUUACGACCAAAAUGGCAAACAAUUAGAUAAGACUUCGGUUUUAAAGUACUUCGGAUGUCGUGACGACACUUCAAAUGUAGCCAAUAAUGGGGCGAAUCAUAGAUCCGAUGACUCGCUAGAUAUGGAUGUCUUGAGAUCUAAUGAAGAACUCGACAAAAACAAUAAUAAGACGGCUUUAAUCAUAAUUAUAGCAAUUAUUGUGACCGCAGUUAUUGUUAACAUAUUUUCGGCCAUCUUUUGGUUCACUGUCUUUAGGAAUAAGUGGUCUUCGGAUCAAACGAAACGUUUGGCUUUAAAGACACAAAACGCAAAACUCCACGAAAUGGUGAACAAAAGCACUGAUAAUACACUGAAAAUCACUACAAAGACAAUAUCGGCAACACUUUUAUCCCCAAUGAAUAUAAUGGUUAUUAAAGCGCAGAAUAUAAUGAGUGUAACGGAUAUGGAGUACGAGAUGGAGAUCUUG
Medioppia subpectinata is the source of this 652-nucleotide messenger RNA. The record is from the annotation of a GenBank genome assembly. NCBI's taxonomy places the organism in Eukaryota, Metazoa, Arthropoda, Arachnida, Sarcoptiformes, Oppiidae.